CUGUCAAUGUACAUUUAUGUUUUGGGUUUUUUUUUUGUACCUGACUGCUACAUUGUAUAAAAUAUUUGCAAUAUUUGGAGUUACUUUUACUAUGUUUGGCUGAAGAAAUGUAGAUAAAGGACCCAUCAAAGGAAUAGUUAAAUGGUGUAAUGCCUUAAGAAGAAUGUGAAGCAGAUCUGCUGAUGGGUUCUGGAAUUCGUGCCCAGCUUCUUGGGUGGUUUUGCUACUCCUGGUUGAAAUGUUAGAAAGGGAAAAAAACAGCUUCUGUUCUGAUGACUGGCUUGCAUGAUGCAGUUUUGAUUAGCUAGAUCUGCCUUGUUCAGUGAAGUUAACAUGGUUUGACAGGACCUUGAUUAGGAAGGGAUCAUCUCUGUUGAUAGUAAACAGUUGGUCACUUUCAGCAGAUAUGGGAAUGACUCUCUUUGUCUUGCAUUAAGUAUGAUUUGUUGGUUCGAGUUCUGGUUAAAUUCAAAAGGAAAGUGUGGGUGGAAUGGGAGAGAACAUAGCACCAGGAGCAGAAGUUUAUGGUAGACUCCCCAGUCCUCAUAACAUUGGGGUUUUAUUGUCUUGACUGGCAUUGAGAGACAAAAGAGGGAGAGAGUCAGUUUAUCUUUGAAGCACUUGUAGUGUAAAGGGUUGUGAAAGGAAGGUCUGGUUAAAAGACAUCCAGAUUAGGAUAACUCUGCUCCCUUAUUUCCCAUAUUCCUGUAAGAUGAAGUAAAAUUCAAGUAUCAAGGACUACUGAUUGGUGGAAUACUGUGGAAAGACAGCAAUGAUCAUAAACCUGGGGCUGAUGAAUGAAAGUAUUUUUAUAGUUUAAAUCUUGGUAAGAAUUAUCAAUAGCAUUUUAUUACCAUGCAAAUGCGGUCUCAAUGAUGGUAUGUCCUGUCCUGUCACUGUAAUAAGAGUGAUGUUAAAAAGUUCUAAGGGAUUCUAGGUGAAAGGCUGUACUUCGAUUUGUUUUGUUUUGUAUACUGUGAGCUAGUCUCUGUUCCACGGUAUAAAGGGGUAAUCCCACAUGUGACAGGCUGAAAAAAAAUUGGGUGUGUUGUGGAAACACUUAUUUCUUCAAAGAAUUCUUGAACAAGAAAUUAAGCAAUGCUUCGUGCCAGAAUGUCUGUAUGGUUUAAUUGUUGAGGGUCUCAUUCUGACAGCUUUAUGCAUGCAGGGGCCCAGCUUCUUGCCUGGUGGUCGUUUUAGCCCCAGGGGUGUUGCGGGUGGGUUGAGGGCCCAAGUGAUUGAAAAAGUAUGUCCCUGCUCAGGCUCAGGAAUCUCAUCUCCCACUCUGCCAACUGGUUAUGGAUCCAUCUUCUGUUAUAUGACCUAGGAAGAAAUAAAUAUAUGUGCUUAAUUUCUGUUCACACUGUUGAAAACUAAACUUUGGCAGUAAUUCAGAUCACCAGUGUCAAGCUUACUAGGACUGAGAAAAAUGUAACAAAUUAGACCAGAUCUGUAGCUUGGAUUUACAUUCUUGUCCUCCUCAUCUGGAUGUGGUCUUGAUUCAGCUAAUAGGCUGAAUUAAUUGACGUUGCCUCCCACAUGCAUUGGCUAGAGAAACUACAGGGAGGUUAUAUGAAGUAUAUGAACUGUAGCUGGCUGGGGUUCUUGUAGAAGGGAAGACAGUUUUCCAUUCUUAUGCAAUGUUUUCUGGCAAGGCAAAUUGUGUAUAGCUCCCUCUAGAGCCUGUCGACUCUGCAAUGUCCCUCUGCCUCCUUUUUUUUUUUUUUCCUUUUUCUUUUUUUCCCCACCAUAUUUUAAUAUGGAGCACACCGUUAGGCUCAUGUGGGUUUAGAAACAGAUGUUGCACAUGAGCAAUCUCCUGCAUCACAGCACGUUCAGCCAGUUGGUGGACGAGUGAGUCAGGAGUUAAAUUACACACGGCAGAAGAUUGGAGAAGAGGCCAUGUUCAACCCCCAGCUCAUGAUCCAGACUCCACAGGAAGAUGGUGCUAAUGUACUAACAACAGAAGCACUCCGACAGCACCUUGAGUCUGCACUUCAGGCCAGCAGAGUACAUGUCUAUAUGUACAACAGACAGUGGAAAUUGGAACAUUUGUGUUACAAAUCAGGAGAACUCAUCACAGAAGCAGGUUACAUGGACCAGAUCAUAGAAUAUCUUUAUCCUUGCUUAAUUAUCACUCCUUUGGACUGCUUCUGGGAGGGAGCAAAGCUACAGUCAGGAACUGCCUAUCUAUUAGGGAAGCCUCCUUUGCAGUGGAUCAACUUUGACCCCUUAGAAUUCUUGGAAGAGUUAAAGAAAAUAAACUACCAAGUGGAGAGCUGGGAAGAAAUGCUGAAUAAAGCGGAGGUUGGUCAUGGUUAUAUGGAUCGACCCUGCCUGAAUCCUGCUGAUCCCGAUUGCCCAAUCACAGCUCCCAAUAAAAAUUCCACCAAACCUCUUGAUGUAGCCCUUGUUUUGAGUGGUGGAUGCUAUGGACUAUCAAGAAAAUACAUGCAUUGGCAGGAGGAGCUGAUUAUAGGUGGUACAGUCAAGAACAGUUCGGGUAAACUUGUCAGUGCCCAGGCUUUGCAAACCAUGUUUCAGUUAAUGACCCCUAAGCAAAUGUAUGAGCAUUUCAAGGGGUAUGAAUAUGUUUCACAUAUCAAUUGGAAUGAGGACAAGGCAGCAGCAAUUCUGGAAGCCUGGCAGAGGAUGUAUGUUGAGGUUGUUCAUCAAAGUGUUGCACAAAACUCUACUCAGAAGGUGCUUUCCUUCACUACGACCACCCUGGAUGACAUCUUGAAGUCAUUCUCUGAUGUCAGUGCUAUCCGAGUAGCCAGUGGCUACUUACUAAUGCUUGCCUACGCCUGUUUAACGAUGCUGCGGUGGGACUGUGCCAAGUCUCAGGGUGCUGUGGGGCUGGCAGGAGUCUUGUUGGUUGCACUCUCUGUGGCUGCAGGAUUGGGCCUGUGCUCGUUGAUUGGAAUUUCCUUUAAUGCUGCCACAACUCAGGUUUUGCCUUUUCUUGCUCUUGGAGUUGGUGUAGAUGAUGUUUUCCUUCUGGCACAUGCAUUUAGUGAAACAGGACAGAAUAAGAGAAUUCCGUUUGAGGACAGAACAGGUGAAUGUCUGAAGCGAACAGGAGCCAGUGUAGCCCUUACAUCUAUCAGCAAUGUUACUGCUUUCUUUAUGGCUGCCUUAAUUCCAAUUCCAGCUUUAAGAGCAUUUUCACUCCAAGCAGCAGUUGUGGUGGUGUUCAAUUUUGCUAUGGUUCUGCUGAUUUUCCCUGCUAUCCUGAGCAUGGACCUUUAUCGUCGGGAAGACAGGAGACUGGACAUAUUUUGCUGUUUUACAAGCCCGUGUGUCACUAGAGUGAUUCAGGUUGAGCCUCAAGCGUAUGUGGAAAAUGACAAUACUUGCUACAGUCCUCCACCCCCAUACAGCAGCCACAGUUUUGCGCACGAAACUCAGAUUACAAUGCAGUCCACAGUGCAGCUGCGUACAGAAUAUGAUCCUCACACGCAGGUGUACUACACCACAGCAGAGCCUCGCUCAGAAAUAUCUGUUCAGCCAGUGACAGUGACACAAGAUAACCUGAGCUGCCAGAGCCCAGAAAGCACAAGUUCGACGAGGGAUUUACUUUCCCAAUUCUCAGACUCCAGUAUACAUUGCCUUGAGCAACCCUGUACAAAGUGGACGCUCUCAUCUUUUGCAGAAAAGCAUUAUGCUCCAUUCCUCCUAAAACCAAAAGCUAAGAUUGUGGUUAUUUUUCUUUUUCUGGGUUUACUUGGGCUCAGCCUUUAUGGAACUACCCGGGUAAGAGAUGGACUAGAUCUCACAGACAUUGUACCACGGGAAACACGGGAAUAUGACUUUAUUGCUGCACAGUUCAAGUACUUUUCAUUCUACAACAUGUAUAUUGUGACUCAGAAAGCAGACUAUCCAAAUGUCCAGCACUUACUUUACGAACUUCACAGAAGUUUCAGCAAUGUGGCAUAUGUUUUGUUGGAAGAGGAUAGGCAGCUCCCCAAAAUGUGGUUGCACUACUUUCGAGACUGGCUGCAAGGACUUCAGGAUGCAUUUGACAGUGACUGGGAAACUGGGAAGAUCACUUACAACAGCUAUAAAAACGGUUCUGAUGAUGCUGUUUUGGCUUACAAACUCUUGGUACAAACAGGCAACCAAGCAAAGCCCAUUGACAUCAGCCAGUUGACUAAACAGCGUCUGGUGGAUGCGGAUGGAAUCAUUAACCCAAAUGCUUUCUACAUCUACCUGACAGCCUGGGUUAGCAAUGACCCUGUGGCGUAUGCUGCCUCGCAAGCCAACAUCCGCCCGCACCGCCCAGAGUGGGUCCAUGACAAAGCAGACUACAUGCCAGAAACACGGCUGAGGAUUCCAGCAGCCGAGCCCAUAGAAUAUGCUCAGUUUCCUUUCUACCUCAAUGGAUUGCGUGAAACUUCUGACUUUGUGGAGGCUAUCGAGAAAGUGAGAGCUAUCUGUAAUAACUACAGCAGCUUGGGGAUCUCCAGCUACCCUAAUGGUUACCCAUUUCUCUUCUGGGAGCAGUACAUUGGACUUCGUCACUGGCUCCUCUUAUCCAUUAGUGUGGUUUUAGCUUGCACGUUUCUGGUGUGUGCCCUCUUCCUCCUAAACCCCUGGACAGCUGGGAUCAUUGUGGUGGUGCUGGCACUGAUGACUGUGGAGCUGUUUGGCAUGAUGGGUCUGAUUGGAAUAAAGCUGAGUGCAGUGCCUGUGGUUAUCCUGAUUGCUUCUGUUGGCAUUGGUGUGGAAUUCACUGUUCAUGUCGCUUUGGCGUUUUUAACUGCCAUAGGAGACAGGAACCAUAGGGCUGUUCUUGCAUUGGAACACAUGUUUGCACCAGUGCUGGAUGGGGCCGUGUCCACUCUGCUUGGGGUGUUAAUGCUUGCAGGAUCAGAGUUUGAUUUUAUUGUCAGGUAUUUCUUUGCUGUUUUGGCAAUCCUAACCAUUCUGGGAGUUCUCAAUGGAUUGGUGCUGCUUCCUGUUCUUCUCUCAUUCUUUGGACCAUACCCUGAGGUUUCUCCAGCUAAUGGACAGGACAGAUUGCCCACACCAUCUCCUGAGCCACCCCCUGGUACUGUGAGGUUUGCACUGCCACCUGGCCAUACAAAUAAUGCUUCAGAUUCCUCUGAUUCUGAGUACAGCUCUCAAACCACAGUGUCUGGCAUCAGUGAAGAGCUGCAUCAGUACGAGGCCACACAAGGUCCUGGGGCACCAGUCCAUCAAGUAAUAGUGGAAGCAACGGAGAAUCCUCUCUUUGCAAGGUCCACUGUGGUUCAGCCAGAAGCAAGGCAUCAGCCAAGCCCUCGGCUGCAGCCAAAUCCAGAGCCCAGUGCGCAGCAGCCGUGGCAUCAGGGCAGACAGCCCAAAAGGGAAGCGAGGGAAGGGCCGCGACCACCUCCUUACCGCCCUCGCAGGGACGCUUUUGAAAUUUCUACUGAAGGGCACCCGGCACCCAGCAGCAGCAGGGAUCGCUUGGGCCACAAGGCUCGCUCCCACAGCGUGAGGAGCCCGGCAUUUGGGGCUGCAGGUGCAGCAGGAGCAGCUUACUGCCAGCCCAUCACUACUGUGACUGCCUCGGCCUCAGUCACUGUCGCUGUCCACCCUGCCCUGCACAGCCACAGCUCUCGGGGAGCGAGCUUUCCAUCCUACGAGGGACACCACGAAGCCGGCCAUGCGCCAUUUGAGGACCCCCACGUGCCUUUCAAUGUGCGGUGUGAAAGAAGAAAUUCUAAAGUGGAAGUUAUAGAACUGCAAGAUGUUGAAUGUGAGGAAAGGAUACCUGGCAACAGCUCACAAUAAGGGUAAUAACUGAAGCAAAGAAGAGGCCAAAGAUGGAAAACUAUAUUCCAGAACUGCUUGAAGAGAAGAACUGCUUGAAGUUGUAGAAAAGGACAUGCUGCAUCAGGACAACAGUUCACUGUUACUGUAACCUAUUGUAUUAUUUUGUUAAAUAUUUCUUUUAAGUAUUUAAAAGAUGUACACAUAUGUAAUAUACAAAAGAAUGAUGUAAAGUAGUAUAGUCUGGAGUAAUUUGCCUUUGGGCAAUAGAAUGGGGACAAUAUUGUGUGCUCUUUGUACUUUUUGUACAUUGAUGUCUGUGCCACAACUAAGCUUAAUCUAGUUCUGAAUUUCAGCAUAAGUUGCUGCUGCUUAAAUAUUUUAUAAUUUACUUGUAUAAUUCUAUGCAAAUAUUGCUUAUGUAAUAGGAUUUUUUAAAAGGUACAUGUCUGUUUAAAAUAUUUUAAAUUUGUGUAUCACAACCCUGUGGUAGUAUGAAAUGUUACUGUUAACUUUCAAACACGCUAUGCGUGGUAAUUUUUAAAAUAAGCAAAUAUGAAGAAAAGCAAGUUAAUCUGGGAGGCUUAAAUAGACUUAGCUAAGUGCAGGUUUUGUUUUGCUGUAUGCAUCCAAGUGUGCACCUGGAAAUAUGCGUGCUUUUGUGUGCAUGUUCCUGGUGUACUCUAGUUUCUCUUUUACUGUAUGUUAACACUUGGUGGGCUUACAAACCCACUGAUGCUGAUGUGAGUCUGGCUUUCCCUGUUAGUAGGCACUAGUGAAAACUCUGUUGUUGUUUACCAAUAUAUACAACAAUAGAUUGUUGCCAUCAUCAAAGGCCCAACUAAAAUGCUAGAGAAGACAGGGAGUUGAGGUUUAGAAUUAUGUUUCAGUUCCCAAAUCCUUAAUGACCUGUUUCACAUGACUUUAGUCAAGUCACUUAACUACCCGAUGCCUCAGUUUUUCAUCCUGUAAAAUGGUUAUAAUUACACUUACCUACCUCCCAGGAAUGUUGUGAGACUUAGUUACAGUCCAUGUAGUGCUUUGAGGUUUUUUUUCCCUCACAAAAUAUGCCAGGUAAGUGCAAGCACUAUAACCAUUAUUUUUUCACUUCCAAAGGUGCUGGGUAUUGACGGGUGCUGGUGGUUAUAGAAAUACAAUGAGCAUCUGCCUUACUUUGAUACUGUUAAUUUGGAAUGGCUGGAUAAUGGAUUGUUUAAUGGUCAGCCACAGCUUAGCUGAGUCAUUACAGCAUUGAAAGCAGUAUCUUUGGUCACCUUAUUUUCAUGGCAGGAAGGAAUUAAUAGUAAGUAAUAAAAAUCAAAUGGAAGGAUUAAAAAAAAAGUAUAUUCACUUUUAAAUAUAAAUGGCUUUCUGGUGGGCCGGGAUGGUAAUGACACUUAAAGCCUGGAUAGUUCUUUUCUUUAUUGUUUGUGUUUUCCCAUGCUGCAUUGGCACUUUUAAUUAUAACAGCUAAACUGGGAUCUCUUUGCGAAACUAAUUUAGCUUUUUGUACUAUUGUUUUUAAACUAAAAGGGGAUUGUUGCAGGUGAAGGGUCUGGAAAAACACUACAAUCUGUGUUCUAGUUGGAAACGAACCGUAGGAACAAAGAACCUUAGUUUAAAAUAAUGCAACACAAGUUUUCAUUAUCUCUGUCCUCUUUUUUUAAUCUUUUUUCUGCCCUUCACCAAGCUGGUUUUUUAGAGCAGGUAGAUGUUCACUUUUGUAUUCAGAGCCAAACACAACGAAUAUUCAGUUUCUAAAUACAGCAGUGGUGGGGCUUUUCUUUAUGUAUACCUGAACAGCAGUGGCCAAUUCUUUGAUGGGAAAGUGUUUUUCUCCAGUGGCUUCAGGGAGUCUAUCUUUGCCUACAGACCUUGCCAGCAAAACAAAUGGGGAUAAUUAGAAUGCACAAAUUUCCAUGCCUUUUUUGCUCACUUGAAAACACUUUGAUAUGAGGCACUUGUUUACAGAUCUCCAAUGUGAACGCUCGAAGAGCAGGUGGCGAGAGCCUGGUGUCAUUCCCGUGAUACAUAAGCUACUGUUUCAGUGCACACCAAGGGUUAAUGUCACAACUGCCUACUAGUCCAGUUCACUGUCUAACAUGAAAACUCUUGAUGACAAAAAGGUGAGGGGCCUCAAUUUAGCACUAGCAGCAUAGUGACCUCAGAUCAUACACACUCUGCAACAAAACUUCAUGAUACUAAUUGGAAGCCACCUUCAACCACCAAGCUUGUGCGCUCACGUGUCAGAGAUUGGCAGGGCUCCCACUGGCACCACGCUGUGCCACAGGCUGCCUUGCUUCCUGCUCUUCCUUGGAGGGAAAGGGCCCAGGGCAAGCUGCAGUGUCUCCCACCUGCUCCUGCCCGAGUCUUCUUGCGUGCUUGUGUGUGGGUGAGCUGUCUGCUGCUUUGUGCACAAUGUAGACCUUCUUCUUCGAUAGUCACAUUGGCAAGGGGAGAACUCAGUGGCUGGCAACAUUUAUUUUGUUUUGGUUUCGUUUCUUAACUUUUUUAAUCAUGUGUGAUAUUUAUAUUUUUGUAUCAUAAGAAUGUUUUUCUUACAGUAUUUGUCAUGCCAGUUUAUAACAAACAAAAUGCAGGGAUUUUAUUUCUAUUGGAAACACUAUUACAGUUAUGUUUUUACUGUUUAAUGGAUUUUUAUUUGUAUAGAGUGCUUACUAAUGUUAAAUAGGAAAGAGUAUAUAACAUUUACAUUAUGGACUUGUUGUAGCUUUUAGUGUAAGGAGUUAAAAGGAAAAAAAAUAUUCAAACUGGGUCUCAUUGUCUGCCUGUUUGGUAGGAAUGGGUUUGUGUCAUUUCAGUUACAAAGAUAAAAUUAUGCCAUAUAAUUUAUUUAUAUGAAAAUUUAUUUUUGUAGUGUACAUAGUAGUCAUCGAGUCUUUUGACAGAAGUAUAUUUUUAAAGAGUUUAUAUGUAAUGAUGAUACCAUUAUGUUUUGGAACACUGCUGAGAUACAAUUACAGUGCACACUUUUCCUUGUAAACCCCCUGGAGAAAAAAAAGUGUUUUACAGUGUUAAGAGAGAAAGAGAGUGUGAAUAUUCAUACAAUUCUGAACUGUAUUUUAGUUACCAUUUGUGAUCUAGCGUGGUUCUCAUUUUAAGCUUUGAAUGGAAAUUGUACAAACUCUCUAAAUAUUAAUGUUCAAACACUGAUAGAAAUUCUAACAUAAAUAAAAAAAUAUUAUAACUUA
This is a messenger RNA of Passer domesticus (house sparrow), 8972 nucleotides long. RefSeq names its product patched 1 (gene PTCH1). Bases 1903 to 5781 code for a protein of 1292 amino acids. Gene Ontology annotation, molecular function: hedgehog receptor activity; hedgehog family protein binding; smoothened binding. The transcript is spliced from 23 exons. Gene Ontology annotation, biological process: negative regulation of smoothened signaling pathway. The record is from RefSeq and is a predicted model, not a curated record. Gene Ontology annotation, cellular component: plasma membrane. NCBI's taxonomy places the organism in Eukaryota, Metazoa, Chordata, Aves, Passeriformes, Passeridae.